Molecule: messenger RNA, 2263 nt
Organism: Gambusia affinis (western mosquitofish)
Lineage: Eukaryota; Metazoa; Chordata; Actinopteri; Cyprinodontiformes; Poeciliidae
Product: tripartite motif-containing protein 16-like
Exons: 5
Coding region: 219-1598 (459 amino acids)
Molecular function (GO): protein binding
Source: RefSeq, a predicted model, not a curated record
GUCGGACGGCCGCGCGAUGAGCUGAGUGGCAGAAAGUUUCUGAGGGAGACGCUGGUUCCUUUCUGAGGCCGGAUUUGUUGUUGUUUGGUUUUUAAAUGAAGGAUGAGGGAAAAAUGCGACUGAGGCAGCGAUACGUCUCCAUGCUGACUUCAGAUUUCAAGGCCCAUCAGAACAUGUUGAAAGUCAGAAUAUUAAAGCACUGAAGCAAACUGAGGAAAAUGAAUGUUCCUAAAGAACCGCCGGCGGUGAAGCCGCCUGAAACACGGGAGGAUGACGACAUCGGGCCAGAGGAGCCCAAAGCUAAAGACGAGCAGGGAAAGGAUUUCCCUAAAACGACUCAAACAGCAAAACCAGCGUUCAAUCCUCUGACUCUCAUCAAAGAGGACUUCAACCAGUUUAAAGAGGAAAUGAAGAAAAUGUUCAUGGACAAAGACUCGGAUCCCAAACCGAGCCCAUCAGCGGAGAAGAGUAGCGGCCCUCUGACUCUCCUGAAAGAGGAACUCUCCAACGUUUUCAGGUUUGGUCCUUCAAGAGAUCAAGAGACCAAGAACGUUGGAAAGAAGGAAGAUUCCAGGAACUACCCCAGGACAAAAGCCUCAAGAGGAGAGAGACCAGAUGAAACGCUGAAGAGUCUGUUCAGGAGGGAGAAACCUCUCCUGACGACGGCUCAAACAAAUCAGGCUAACAAGAGCAAAGCAGACUUAGAAAUAAAUCCAACAAAACAAAACAAAAAAACUGAAAACACACAGAAAUCUACCGCCCCGAUAAACAGUCUGGAUAAAUCCAGGGUCAGCCAGAUGACUGGUUUUGGUUCGGAGAAGAGAAACGGGAAGACAAAGACUACAAAACCACAAAGUGAGAAGCUGUUUGCAUCAGCAGCAGCUCCUGAUAAAAGUCAAACUAGAAUCUGGGAGAACGAAGAAAAAGAAGAAGAAAAUGAACCUUUAGAAAAGGUUCUGUCCUCUGAAGUCAGUUUAAUCCCUCUAGGAACCAACCUGAGUCAUCAGCCAACAGAAGACUUCUGGUCUCUGAAAAACUCUGCAAUUUAUCUGACCUUUGACCCCAACACGGCCAACUCAGAGCUUCGCUUAACUGAUGGCAACCGAAAGGCAAGUCGAGACUGGUUGACAGAUCGACGUGUGGAGCAUCCGGAGCGAUUCGAGCAAUGCCCCCAGGUUCUGUGCAGAGAGGGGCUGCUGGACCUGGCUUACUGGGAGGUAUCAUGGAGCGGCGGCGCCGACAUCGGCGUUACUUACAACAACAUCUCCAGAGACGGAGACAUGGCGAGCUGCCUGCUGGGUCACAACCAGCGGUCCUGGAGUCUGGAGUGCUCCAACGGGUUCUACACGCCGUGCCACAACAACAAGAGAUUUCAGUCCUGCUCACCUGAACCCUUCAGCAACAGGGUCGGUGUUUACCUCAACUGCCCAGAGGGGACGCUCUCGUUUUUCUGUGUUUCCAAGGACGCGAUGGUUCACCUGCACACCUUCACCUCCACCUUCACAGAGCCGCUGUACCCCGGGUUCUGGGUGUGGGCCAGCGACGGCUCGGUGACUCUGUGUCAGGUGGAGCUGUACUGGGAACGUCUUCUGAAGUGAGACUAACGGUGUGACUGAAGGACUGCUGACGGUUUCCAAACUGUCAGCCUUCUGCUGCGGCUGACAGUUCAACCGACCGUCAAACAUCUUCUCAUGAAGGACACAAUAUGUAUGAACCAAGGAAGUGUUACUUUAGAAAGAUUUCAUGACAAAGACUAAACAAACUCUAUAAAAAUGAAAUAUUUAAGUGUAAUUAAUGAAUUCUGUCACGUUUACAUGGUGCCCUUCUCAUGCAGAUCUUUAUAAAGCCGAGACCUAUUCUUCAAACUUCACAUUUUCAUGUUCAAAAACCUUCCGAAUGAAACUUCAGCCACUGCCCUGUUACCUAGCAACCCCAGCAGAGUUCCACCUGUCACCUAGAAACCCCAGCAGAGUUCCGCCUGUCACCUAGCAACACAAGAGGAGCUCCAGCACGUUUGGUCAGCUGGUUAGAAGCAGCUUAUUUGAAUUUAAAGUGACAAAAAGUCCCAAAACAGCUAAAAUCUCAUAAUACAAGAAUGAUUUUGUGCAGAAAAUGUAAUGAGCAUGUUUGGUAGCGCCCAUAGAUCUAUCCUAACCUGUUCAAAGAAGCAGAGUAGGUCACAUUUAAGGAAGGCCCACCCCUAUGUUUCUGCUUUGUACCCCUUUCUGUGCUGCUUUGUGGUGGUGUGUGUUGGUGUGUGUUG